Messenger RNA from Colletotrichum graminicola M1.001, 1032 nucleotides. RefSeq lists its product as uncharacterized. The transcript is spliced from 2 exons. NCBI's taxonomy places the organism in Eukaryota, Fungi, Ascomycota, Sordariomycetes, Glomerellales, Glomerellaceae. Gene Ontology annotation, cellular component: TRAPPIII protein complex. The coding region runs from base 1 to 1032 and encodes 343 amino acids. The record is from RefSeq and is a predicted model, not a curated record.
AUGAGCCACCAAAGAUACCCUUCCCACGACCCCCUAAAGGAGCCACACUCCGUCUCCCUCAAAGUCCUCAGGCUCUCCCGUCCCUCGCUCGUAACCCAGCACCCGAUCCGCGCGCCCCUGACUCCCUCCACCGUCCCUGUCGACGCGACCCCAGCCUCCCUCGCAUACGACACGACUGGCGCCACGAAUCCUGCCCCGUUCAUCCUCUCCCCGAUCCUCAACCUCCCGCUGAGCUUCGGCUCCGCUUACGUCGGCGAGGUCUUCAGCUGCACCCUAUGCGCGAAUCAUGAUGUCCCCGACCCCGCACCCCUUGUUGGUCCGGGGGGGCAGCCCCUCCCCGGCGGCGGCGGUGGCGCCCCGAAGCGCAAAAGCAUCCGCGACGUCCGCAUCGAGGCGGAAAUGAAGACCCCCGGCGCAAACUCGGUCCAGAAGCUCGAGCUCUCCCCGCCCGACCAUGCCGCCGCCAACGGCGGCGACGCCAAAGGGACGGACCUCGGCCCGGGCGACACGCUGCAGCGCAUCGUCGACUUCGAUCUCAAGGAGGAGGGGAACCAUGUCCUCGCCGUGACGGUGAGCUACUACGAGGCGACCGAGACCUCGGGCAAGACCCGCACGUUCCGCAAGCUGUACCAGUUCAUCUGCAAGUCCUCGCUCAUCGUCCGCACCAAGAUCGGGCCUCUCGGCGCCUCCGGCGGGCGGCACGGGGGCCGCAGGCGGUGGGCCAUGGAGGCGCAGCUCGAGAACUGCUCCGAGGACGUCAUACAGCUCGAGAAGGUCGUUCUGGACCUCGUCGACGGGCUGAGCUACACGGACUGCAACUGGGAGGCCGGGGGCGGCGCGCGGCCGGUGCUGCACCCAGGGGAGGUCGAGCAGGUGUGCUUCGUCGUGGAGGAGGCCGAGGGGUCCCCUCGGGCCCAGCCAGGCGAGGACGGCCGGAUCAUAUUUGGCGUCCUUGGCAUCGGGUGGAGGGGGGAGAUGGGCAACAGGGGCUUCCUUUCCACGGGCAAGCUUGGCGCGAGACACGUCGCCUGA